CGUUGGCUAUAGUCUGCCAGCCGGGUUGCGGAUGAUCCGCCGGGACCAGCAUGGCCCGCAAUUGCUGUGGGCGCUGCGUGGUCUUCCUGGUCGCCGCGCUGGUGCUGGACGCGGCUGGGCUGGCCUUGCUGCUGGCGGGCGGCGUGGGGAGACCGUCUCGGGACGGGCACUCCUUUGAAGAUUUCUUAAUGCUGACCGGGGGGCUCCUGAUCUUCCUGUCGCUGCUUUGCUGGUUGUUCUGGUAUUCGGGGAACCUGCGCGGGGUGCCGGCCGAAGAACUGCCGCUCGGGGCGCACGCUGGUUUCCCCGAACCCCGCAGCCACGCCAACUUCCUGCGCUUAGCGGCCAAGCUGUCCGAGCGCCUCUCCCAGCGCCGCCGGCCGGCGCCUGCGCCCUCCUUGCUCUCUGCCUUUGGGCCCCCAGCGCAGACCCAGAAAACUCCAGCCUCGUUCCGCCCCGACGGGCCCCUGGAACUCGGCCGCCUCCGCACAGCGGUGCCUCUUAGCCCUGGGGCAAUAGAGGAGCGACUGGUGUAAAGCAUCGCCUUUGGGACCGGGAAAAAAAACCAGGUCAGGUCUUCUAUUUAUGCUCCACAUUGCCAUUUACUGAUGGAACAUCCUGCCAUGCCUCUCCUACUGGAAAAGCUUGGAUCUUGGUGUGUUGGCCUUCUACCUGGCUUCGUCAGAGACUAUUCCAUCCAAAUAUUACAGUGUCGCCUCUUCUGUGUACUGUUCACACAGAUACAGCUUUGGAUGGCAUGAAGAGUUGCUUGACCAAUGGAGUCUGUUGCCUUAGGCUUUUGAGAGACUUCUAACGCUGAAUUUUUGUGAAGGAUUUUAAUUGCCGCAGCUUGGCAAUACUGCGUUCAUUUUUGAUAGCAGGCUCUGGUAUUAUGUUGUGCCCAAAGGGACUUGUCAAGACUGUGGCUGAACUGCAUCUGUGGAACUAUGCAAACAAAGUGGCCUUCCCUUUGGAGCUAUCAUCUCUCAAGACGUUGGGGUAUGGCUAGAUGAUGCAAAUGCACUUGUUUACAAUUAAAGUGAAGAAUGGGUAGAGUUUUUUUAAUAAUAAAAUAUUUUUAUUUUUUUAAGA
This is a messenger RNA of Candoia aspera, 1092 nucleotides long. It is a transcript of the gene TMEM238L, whose product is annotated as transmembrane protein 238 like. The transcript has 2 exons. Lineage: Eukaryota; Metazoa; Chordata; Lepidosauria; Squamata; Candoiidae. Bases 51 to 536 code for a protein of 161 amino acids. The record is from RefSeq and is a predicted model, not a curated record.